This is a messenger RNA of Acaromyces ingoldii, 1101 nucleotides long. Its product is annotated as xylose isomerase-like protein. The record is from RefSeq and is a predicted model, not a curated record. NCBI's taxonomy places the organism in Eukaryota, Fungi, Basidiomycota, Exobasidiomycetes, Exobasidiales, Cryptobasidiaceae. The coding region runs from base 53 to 1009 and encodes 318 amino acids. The transcript is spliced from 2 exons.
CUCGGCCGGCCACCAGGCAAUCGACCUCUACGAAGACGACUUUCUGCAUUACAUGUCGCUCGUCCCGGGUGCCAACAAGCAGAACCUAUGGGAGCCCAACCCAAUCCACCUCGCUGCAGCGAAGAAGAUCGGAGACUUGUGCGCGUCUCUGGGAAUGGAGAUCAUCUGCUUCCAGCCGCUCAUCGACGUCGAGGGCCUUACGAAGCAGGCAGACCGCGAUGCUGCUGUCCAGCGCGUCAAAAACUACUUUCCGUACAUGCGUGCCCUCCGUACCGACGUCACGUACAUCACCACCAACCGCUCGUACGACUUUGACAGCCACACCGAAGACAUGAAGGUCAUCGCAGCCGAUCUGGCCCACUUUGCCGACUUGGCCGCCGAGUACUCGCGGGCCGAUGGAGGGCCAAUGCUCAAGAUUGGGUACGAGCACCUCUCGUGGGGAUCACACAUCAACACAUUCGACAAGGCGUGGGAAGCCAUCGCACUCGCCAACCGGCCCAACCUCGGAUUCGUCUUUGACACCUUCAACUUCCUCGCUGUCGAGUAUGCGAAUCCCUACAACCCAGCUGGACACGGCCGCAUCCACGACACGCCUGAAGAGUCGCUCAAGGUCGUCCACGAGCGCCUCGCCAAGCUUGUCAAGACGAUUCCGGGGGAGAAAAUCUAUGUCGUCCAGGUCGCAGACGCUAAACUUGUUGAGCCCUCGUCGCUCAAGCCGCCGACAGCGGCGACCGAACGGUGGACACCCGAUCACGAACCCCCUCACCGUCAGUGGUCCACUUCUCACCGCCUUUUCCCAAACGAAGGGGCGCUCGGAGGAUACAUGCCGGUCUCAGACUGCCUCGCAGCUGUUCUGGCAACGGGGUACAAGGGCGCCUUUACACUCGAGAUCUUCAACGACUCGAUUCAUGUCAACGAGCCCUUCGUCGUGCCGACGCACGCCAAGCGCUCGUUUGCCGGCGUCGAGGCCUGCGUGGCCGAUGCAAAGUUGGUCAAGCCGUUCUGGUAAAAGAGGAAAGUACUGCCCGAUUUUAAACACAAGCGAGGUGACCCAUGUAGAAGAGGCAGAUUGGUCAGACUGGCCUAUUCUAUCAGACUGGG